CGCCAUGUGGUUAAUCGUCAUCUCUCUGUCCAUUCUCUCUCUCUCUCUCUCUCUCUCUAAACGAUCGCUAUCUUGAGAAAAAACGAUGACUUCGUUGUCGCUGUCAAGCAAUCCGGUUGUAGCUGAAGAAAGACCGUCUACAGAUCUUACAGAGACGACUACGGUGACUUCGGAAGCUCCAGAGAAGAAGGUGAGGAAAGCUUACACCAUCACCAAGUCCAGAGAGAGUUGGACUGAAGGAGAGCACGACAAGUUUCUCGAAGCUCUACAAUUGUUUGAUCGUGACUGGAAAAAGAUUGAAGAUUUUGUAGGUUCAAAGACAGUAAUUCAGAUCAGGAGCCAUGCACAAAAAUACUUUUUGAAGGUCCAGAAGAACGGGACUUUAGCACACGUGCCACCCCCUAGGCCUAAACGCAAAGCUGCUCAUCCAUAUCCUCAAAAGGCAUCUAAGAAUGCUCAAAUGUCGCUUCACGUUUCGAUGGCAUUUCCUACUCAAAUAAAUAACGUGCCUGGCUAUACUUCAUGGGAUGAUGAUACCUCUGCAUUGCUUAACAUAGCCGUAAGCGAGGUUGUCCUACCAAAAGAUGAACUUGCUACUCUUUGUGGAGGAGAAGAUGUUAUUGAAUCGAAUGACUCAACAAGUGGGGGUAGUCCUUCAGAAUCUGGUAUAGGAAGCUCAAGCAGAACACUAUCAGAUUCGAAGACGGGGAAUCAAGCUCCCUCAAUGCACGGUCUUCCUGAUUUUGCUGAAGUUUAUAACUUCAUUGGGAGUGUCUUCGAUCCUGACAGCAAAGGCCGCAUGAAAAAGCUCAAGGAAAUGGAUCCUAUAAACUUCGAGACUGUUCUGCUACUGAUGAGAAACCUCACAGUGAACUUGGCAAACCCUGACUUCGAACCUGCUAUGUAAUUUAACCUUGAAAUAGUCUGAAUACUCUGAUGCUGCAGGGGAAUGUCCUGAACAAUUAAGCUCUUAGCGGGGCAGUGCGGGAACCCUGGUCAAGAACCAAACAAGUGAUAUAUCUUCUUGGGAACUUCUUUCUCACAACAACUGUUCCAACAGCUAUCAAAUGCUGCUUACGGUUGUUGUCUGAGGAGAACAUAGCAGACCGAGAGGGGAAUAUGGCAGUUUUGGUCAGAACCAGUUCCGUGAAUGGUAGAUCUCUAUAUGUGUGUGUAUGUAGUAAAAAUGAUAUCUAUUUAUUUGUUCAUGCCUUUUGUAAUUUAUAGUUACGUUUGUAUUUUUUUUGUUAUACAUAUACUGAAAUCAAAGGCAAAUGUAUCAGAAUAUCAGAUACCAAAUGCCACUAAA
Molecule: messenger RNA, 1309 nt
Organism: Raphanus sativus (radish)
Lineage: Eukaryota; Viridiplantae; Streptophyta; Magnoliopsida; Brassicales; Brassicaceae
Product: protein REVEILLE 4
Exons: 9
Coding region: 86-907 (273 amino acids)
Molecular function (GO): DNA binding
Source: RefSeq, a predicted model, not a curated record